UCAGUUAAAACUGACAAGCCGGUUUGAAAGUUGCCAAUAGCGCAACAGCCAAUCUACAGUUUGUUUUGUUACGCAAAUGUGUUUUAGUUGUGAUUUAAGAGUGCAGUUUUCUUAAUUUAGUGUAAAAAAAUGGCAGAAGAAGAAAGAAAUGGGGAAGAAACUGUGCAAGCAGAAGAAAAUGAGGAAGAAACUGUGCAACUUCGAACACUCACUUGGAAAAUCUUAAAUAAUCCUGAAUUGCAUGAGUUUUUUAAGAGUGUUUUUAAUCGCUGUGAUACAGAUAAAAACGGUCUGGUAAGCGUCAACGAACUGAGAACUUUUUUGGAAACGCAGGAAGAGGUUGAGAUUCCCGAUGCUGUAUUAGAGAGCCUUUAUAGGAAGUUCGAUAAGAACAAAGAUAGGCAACUAGACUUCGUGGAGUUCUUGGAUAUGCUUACAAACAGGACUUUCAAAGAAACGUUUUACAAUGUUGCAGACAAAAUAUUAAAAUUCGUUGUCCUCCCUCUCAAAGACAGAAAGACACCGCGGCUACAGCGGACCAUCACCUUUACUGGAGCCUACGAACGAGAGUUCAAAUGUAAAGAGAAUAUUCUUGGAAUGGCUGUAUUAUCCAUCAUUCAAAUAAUGUGUUUCUACGCAAAUUCGACGUCUAAAAGGGCCAAUGUGUUGUCUAAUGCAUUACGAUUCCAUCCAUGUAAGAAGAGGCAAGUUUAUAGAUACAUCACCUAUUUGCUGUUGCAUGCCGACAACAUGCAUCUGUACGGUAAUAUCGUCAUACAGAUUCUCAUUGGAGUACGUUUAGAGAUGGUCCACAGUUGGAGGGUUGUCGUGAUAUACGUGGCAGGAGCUUUGGGAGGCUGUUUAGCUCAUUCUGUUCUUGAUAGAUCAUCAACUUUGGUUGGCGGAAGUGGUGGAGUGUUCUCAUUCUUCACUGCUCACAUUGCUGCAGUCAUUUUGAAUUGGAGGGAAUGGACGCACCCAAUAGUCCACGUGCUCCUCUUCGGCGUAGUUGUCGUCUUUGAUGUAUUCUACAAGAUAUUUGGUCACACUGAAGUUGGAGAUGAAACCAGCUACUUGAGCCACGCAGGUGGUGCUGUGGUGGGCUUGUUAUUGGGCGUUCUCAUUUUGCGGAAUAUCAGACAAACGAAACUAGAAAACGAUUUGUGGUGGGUCUGUCUGGUAACUUUAGUUGCACUGACAAUAACUUUCGUUGUUUUGGAUUUUAAACUGCCCAUGGAAGUUGACUGUUGCCAUGUGAACAUCACCAUGAAGUCUGAGAAUUUAGAGGCUGUUAAUCAUACAAUUUUUAAUAGUUAACACACUUAAAUCUUUUGGUUAAUUAUAUCCUAAUGUAAAAGGCUGAAACCUGCAUGACAUAGUCAUUUAUAAAUGAUCUGAAAUAAUUUUUAAAUAUCUAAAGUGGCUAGCGUUUUGAUUACAGAGUAGAAUCUCUUCUAUCAAUAACUUAUUUAUAUAUCGGUUACUGUUUUGUAUACUGAGAUAAUACUCGAAGUUUCAGAAUGUCUCCAAUACUUUCUUAUACAGGGUGUCCCGAAAAGAUUGGUCAUAAAUUAUAAAGCUGAUUCUAGGGUCAAAAAUAUGUUGAUUGAACCUAACUUACCUUAGUACAAAUGCACAUAAAAAAAGUUAUAGCCCUUUGAAGUUACAAAAUGAAAAUAAUAUUUUUUUCAGUAUUUCAAAAACUGUUACAGAUUUUUUUUGAAAAUAGACGUGUGGCAUUCUUAUGGCAGGAACAUCUUAACAAAAAAUUAUAGUGAAAUUUGUGCACCCCAUAAAAAUUUUAAGGGGGUUUUUUCCCUUAAACCCCCAUAAACUUUUGUGUAUGUUUGUAUUAAAUUAUUGUUAAAGUAUUAUUAGUUAAACACAGUGUUUCUAAAAUUUUUUGCCUCUUAGUACUUUCUCGAAAAGCCAGUUUUUAUCGAGAUAUUUUGAAUAUUUGUCAAAUCCACCACCUAUUUGUAUAUGGUUAAGUACGAUUAUAGAGAACUGGUAAUAAUUUGAAAAAUCUAUAAUUUACAUUUUUAUAAUAUGAAAAUAUACUAAGAGGCAAAAAAGUUUUAAAAACACUGUGUUUAAGUAAUGGUACCGCAAUAAAAGUUUAAUUGGAACGUACACAAUUAUUUGGGGGGUUUAAAGGAACGAAACCCCCAUACAAUUUUUAUGUAAACAUAUUAAAAAAGAAGCCGGAUCUCGAUAAAAGCUGGUUUAUCGAAAAAAGACUAAGAGGCAAAUUUUUUUUUAAAAUAUAGUGUCUAACUAUUAGUACCACAAUAAAUAUUUAAUUGGAACGUACAGAAAAGUUUGGGAGGGGUUUAAGGGAACAAAAUCCCAUCAAAUUUUUAUGGGGUGUACAAAUUUCACUAUAAUUUUUUGCUAAGAUGCUCCUGCCAUAAGAAUGCCACAUGCCUAUUUUCAAUAAAAAAUCUUUUAACAGUUUUUGAAAUAUUGAAAAAAAUUGAUUUUCAUUUUGUAACUUUAAAGGGCUAUAACUUUUUUUAUGUACACAUUUGUACUAAGGUAAGUUAGGUUCAAUCAACAUUCUUUUGACCUCAGAAUCUAUGGUGUAAUUUAUGACCAAUAUUUUCGGGACACCCUGUAUAUUGAACGAUGUGUGUAGAAUAUUGAAAAUUUUAGAGAUGUGUACAUAUUAGUAAAUAUUAAAAGCUUUUUAGACUGUCACAAAAGAAAAUAAUGAGCAUGCAUUACGCCAAAUAGAUAGACGAACUGAUAUCACGAGAAUUGCACUAGACUGAAUCUUUUCUCGCUUAUUUUCACUUUCUAAUUCUAUCACAAUUGACGUUAUCACUUAUUAAGAUAAUAAUAUGUUAAACAUAUUCGCACUUUUGUAAAAUACAAAAUAUUCUCAAAAUAAGACACCGAUGUAUUCGUUAAAAGAAUAUAUAGCCGUAGUCUAAAACAUAAAGAAACAAACAAGUUAAAACAAAUCAUAAUCAGUACCUAUAUAACAUUUUUUUUUCGUUUUUUUUUGUAUUAUAGUCAAUUAGAAACAAAGUUAUUUAAGCCGGUCACUUACGGUACUGCGGUGUCGUUCGACAAAAUAGUCAUAUCAAUUCUGCAGUAUUGCAGCAGACGGGCCAGUCUCUCUGUGGUAGAAUUGUAACGAUUUUGUUCGAUGCACGGUCACACAAAUUCGACAGAAUUGAACGACGCCGCAGUAUCAUGAGUGGACGGCUUUAGGAAUGCAAAACAGCAGUUCAAAGUAGGCUAUAUUAUUUGUUAAACAUACCAUAAACCGUAACAAUAAUUCCAACUGUUUUAGAAUAUUUUCACAUAAACAAAUAUGUUUAUUUCAUUCUACCGGGUGUCCAGAAACUCUUCCGACAAAUGAAGACCGGAAAUUCCUCAGAUAAUUUUAAGACAAUUUAGCCCAAUUCACCUAGUCCGAAAAUGCUUCCUAAGGGAGCUAGAGCUCUUUGAAGAUGCUCUUCGAUUCUAUUAAUUUCGAAUUUCUAGUACCGGUCAUAGGCGUCUGUUUUGGGUACGGCAACAGUUAUUUUGUCUUAUAACUUUUUUGUCUUUAUUUUUUAACCAAUAUCUGACCCUGGAUUAUUAAAUUGUGAGAUAUUCUAAUACUAAAAGGUACUCUUGAUUUAAGUCGGUAGGAUUAACCGUUUUCUAGAAAAAUUGAUUUAAAAACAUUUUGUUUUUUGAAUUUGAAAAAAAAAAUUGAAAAUUUUUUUCAAAAUAAAACGACGUUUUUACCGACUUAAAGCAAGAGUAACUUUUAAUACUAAAAUACCUCAUAAUUUGAUAGUCUAGUGUCAAAAAUGCUUAAAAAUUAAAGACAAAAAAGUUAUGCGAUAAAAUAACCGCUGUCCUAUCCAAAACGGACGGCUAUGACCGAUACUAUAAAUUCGCAAUUGAUGGAAUCGAUUUUUCUCUGGAAGAUAAAUACGUAAACCGAUUUUUCGUUUUUCUAAAUGUAAGCGUUCUGGAGGUAUUUAAAAAAACUAAUUACAAGACGACUUCUUUAAAGAGCUAUAUCUCCCUUAGGAAGCAUUUUCGGACAAGGUGAAUUGGAUUAAAUUAUCUUAAAAUUAUCUGAGAAAUCUCUGGUUUUCGUUUGUCGGGUUUGUCCGGUGUUCGUUUCUGCACACCCUGUAUAGUUGAUGCAUGACCAAAAAAAAUUUUAAAGCAAACGCCAAUUAUGAGGUUACAAUCAAACUUGACCCACAGGCGAAACAAUUGGCAGCUCGGCAUUCAUUCAAUGGCGUAUCUUAAAAAUUAAAUGACUGACAAUAAUUUAUUUAAGCAAUGCCACUAGAAUGAGUGAAUCAAGCUUAAAAACCUGCACGACGAAACUUCACCAUAAAUGGCAUUUGCUGUAUUUUAACUUAUUUUUAAGUUUGACAUAGACUGAUGCAGUAUUCCAAAAAGCUGCUAAAUUACGUAGAUUGUAUUAGAAAAAAUGAUAAAAAUUAUGUAGUUAUACUCCAAUCGUAUUGUUAUACACUAUUAUUACUUUAAAUGUCUUUUAGAUGAUCUCUAUUUUUACUUAAUUUAUAAUAUUAUGGUUACUAAAGAAUCUUGCCUGUUUGAUACAAAAUAUUUGACGAUAAUAAUAGAUGUACUAUAAUUAUUCAAGAUCAACAACUCAGUAAGUGAGUUUAGAAAAGAAAAAAACCUAACAAAAAUUGUAGGUAUCUUUGUUAUAAGAUUAAAAAGGUUAAAAAUUUAUCUUGUUGAGACACCUGAAUAGUGUUAUAUAUUAGCGAAUUAUUUAAUAAAAAAUUGUAUUUUAGCACAGGUAUUAUUGCUAUGAUUCUUUUGUCUAAUUUAUAGAAAUUAAUGUUUUAUUUAUUUAUAAUAUGUUAGGAAGUUUAUACACGUUUUAGUUGUAGAAAGUUUUUUGUUUAUUUUUACAUUUAAAAAAUUAUGUAAAUAAAUAU
Messenger RNA from Diabrotica virgifera virgifera (western corn rootworm), 4931 nucleotides. Its product is annotated as rhomboid-related protein 3-like. The record is from RefSeq and is a predicted model, not a curated record. Gene Ontology annotation, molecular function: serine-type endopeptidase activity; calcium ion binding. The transcript has 5 exons. Lineage: Eukaryota; Metazoa; Arthropoda; Insecta; Coleoptera; Chrysomelidae. The coding region runs from base 130 to 1317 and encodes 395 amino acids. Gene Ontology annotation, cellular component: membrane.